Molecule: messenger RNA, 906 nt
Organism: Mollisia scopiformis
Lineage: Eukaryota; Fungi; Ascomycota; Leotiomycetes; Helotiales; Mollisiaceae
Exons: 4
Coding region: 69-587 (172 amino acids)
Source: RefSeq, a predicted model, not a curated record
CACGGAGGAGACACCAAACGACGACUUCUUUUGAAGCCAUUGACAAUUCCAGAACAUGAUGCUAUAAGAUGGCUACCUGUACGCAAGCCGACGAAGAAGAAGCAGAGCGGCAGACUCGUUACUCAGAAUGUGGAAUUCCCAUUGGGGCAGCGCCGGUGUAUGUUGAGGAACACCAAGGCGAGAAUGUCUUCUGUCUACCUCCUCUCCUUGGACCUCUACUCUUCGUGAACAAAGACAGUGAUGCUCGAGAUCAUUGUGCCAAUGAACGAACUUUCCUCUCGUAUCUCCGUCUUUCUCUCUACAUGGCAGUCGUAGCUAUUGCUAUUGUGAUAUCCUUCCAUCUCAAGACCACACCCUCCCAGCUCGAACUGCGAAUGGCACAACCGCUGGGGGCAAUCUUCUGGUUUCUAUCCUUUUGCUGCUUGGCGUUGGGGUUUGGCAAUUAUCUGAAGACAGUCAAUAAGUAUAGUAGGAGAGUUGCGAUUGUGCAGACGGGAUGGAAGACCCAGACGAUCUUCUCAAUAGUGGCUAUUUCCAUCGUGGGGGUAUGCGUGCUUUUCCUAGCCACAAAUUCAAAGCGCUCCUAAUCAUUUCUCAUGAUACCUGAUCACGACAUUUUGUGGCGUUUCUUAUCAUCCUCCACAUAACGAUUAAUAUUUCUCUCCACCCAACCAUUUACAUCUCAUCUCUCACAGCCUCCUCUUCGCUUUCGAUCAUCUUGCUCAAAGGUCCUUUCUUGACCAUCAAGCUCAUCACCUCGUAUAGAGCGUCUGCGGCGGCCAUGGUGGUGUGUUCGGCGUUGGUGUCGUAUGCUGGAGCGACUUCGACGAUGUCUGCUGCGAUGAGGUUGAUACCUUCGAGUCCGCGCAAGAUUGUGCGAAGCUCACGAGUGGACCAUCCACCUGU